Messenger RNA from Benincasa hispida (wax gourd), 3139 nucleotides. Lineage: Eukaryota; Viridiplantae; Streptophyta; Magnoliopsida; Cucurbitales; Cucurbitaceae. The record is from RefSeq and is a predicted model, not a curated record.
AUCUUUGCUUCUGUAAAUCUUGUUUUUCUUCUCUCAAAGUCUCACCGUAACGCAUUUAUCCCUCUGCAUACUAUUUUUCUAUCUCAUAUUUGUCAAUGAAGUCAGUUUUGCAAUUGGGGUUUAGGAGUUUCCUUCAUCCCUCCAGCCUUGCAGUGAAUCAGAGUAGGUUGAGAGUUGCAACAUUGAUACCUAAUGUGCAAAGGAAUGUAAUGGCAUCGAAUCAAUCCUCUAUAACUUUAUCCACACAAAAUUCAGAGCCUGGCGGGACAAGGAGAGAUAUAAGUCUGGUAACAAAUUUCGGAAGAGACUGUUGUGAGAUGGUUUUUAUUCGAGAAAAUGACUGUAAAGUGGACAUUCAAAGUUUUAAGGAUGACCCGUCGAGAAUUGAGGCUAUGACGGUCCAAGAACUGAGAAUGACAUUGAGAUGCGUAGGUCUUCUGGCCAAAGGGCAUAAGCGUGAACUUGUAACUGCACUGCAAUGCUUUCUGGAGAAUAAAACAGUUGGUACGCAUUAUUUGUCUACUACUUAACAUGGCUAGAGAUUGGAUGCAUCGACAUGAAACAACGGUUGGUAUCAUUUAUAUUCAUAUAAUCACAUCUCCUCUUUUUGUUGUCGGUUUAUUUAUGAGGCCCAAGAAGAGAAGGGAAGGGGAAAGAGGACAAACAUUUCUAGUCUAGAUAUUAUGAAUGGCUACGAUGUAUUGACAUGAAACAACUGUUGAAAUUUUAUUAGUUGUGUCUAUAGGAGAUUGGAUGGAUAUUACUGUCUAAUAACUGUUUGGCAAUGAUCAUUGGAGCUAUUGGCUCUAUUGAGAAUUAAUGUCUAUGCCUUCAAAAUUACGGAAUAAAGUAUCUACCGGUUUUGUUUUCCAAUCCAUGUUGACCGUCAUUUUCUAAAAAUUGAUUGAAGAAAUCAUGAAACUUCUAGUCAAAACAUUUUAGCAUGGGAUUUAUUGUGAAAUUCUAUUAAUCCAAUCCUUGUAAGUUCCGUUCAUUACUAAUCUGAAGAGCAUUGUCAGAGUUCUGAUAUUAAAGGUUUAGAUGUCAAUAGUCUGUUAUGGAUAUAAGCUCAUUCUUAUUAUGAAAUUGUAUGGCAAGUUCUUUCAACUGAUUUGUAACCUUUGGCCUAGUACUGAUUUCAACACUAUUAAUGAAGUCAGGUUAUGCUGUUAUUAGUUGCUUACUAAGGUAAGUUAGCUGUUUGUGUGUCUACCUUGCGUUUAAAUUCUAAUCUUCUUUUAUGUAUUGCUUGCUUGUUUUGAUUUAUUUUAAACGUGUUUUUAAUAUAUACUGUUUGAUUGUUUUUGGAUCAAUUUUUUGUUUGUUAACUCUGUAAAAUAAUUGUAACUCAUAAAUUUCCCCUCCCUUCUUCUUCUUCUUCUUUUUCUUCUUCUUUUAGCCUCCAAAAAUUAGAUAAUUCAUCAAUAAUGUCACAUCUGUUCCACUUGAGGAUAUUGAAGAACCUUUAGAAGGUUUCAUUUGGGAAUUUGAUAAGGUGAUUCUGAAACUGUAUCGACAUUUUGUUUUAUAGUUACCAUGCCGAAUAUUUAUGACUUAUUUUAUUUUAUUUUUAAUAUGCUGGGAGAUUUCCAUCAUUGGGUUGACCUCUUUAAUCAUUUCGAUUCAUUUUUUGAGAAGCAUAUAAAGACAAGGAAGGAUUUACAGGUUGAGAAUAAUUUUUUGGGCUCCGAUCCUCCAUUUCCAAGAGAUGUGCCAACUAACUUGCGAUUUUCUCUUCUGACAAGGAUGCGAUUUGCAAGAACAUUUCAUUCUUUAUCUGCUCGGCAGUAGUAUACCUACAUUCGCUUGUAUGCCUUCAUUGUUCUUGUUCAAUCAAGUGGCGAUGCUGAUGAUCUAGUUAGUUUCUUUAACUCUGAGCCUGAGUUUGUAAAUAAGUUAGUUGGCUUAUUAAGCUAUGAGGAUGAGGUUCCUGUAAAAAUACAAAUCCUUUGUCUAUUAUCUGAGGUUCCUGUAAAUUUUCUUAUUGAUGUAUGUGUUCUUGAAUAUUCAUUUUUUGGGAAUUCUGAUAGUUCUAUUGAGAACAUGUGGUUGUGAAAUAUUUUUGGGAGUGUGUUUCUUUGAACAAGUUGAAGAUAAAUUUUUCGUUUUGCAUUGUUAUGAUGCCAAAAAAUUUUCAUCGUCUUCGUAUCUCAUAUCUAGGUAAUCAAGCUUCUCUUCUUCAAGAUCUUGAAAAAGAAGAUUCUCUCAUCUAUUGUAUCAACUCUUGAGAUCUAUCUGUUUUUCUUGGAAGAAUAUGUUUAAAUUGGCUAUUUUCUAUUUUUUCUUCUUAUGUAUGAGCUGAGAAAGAAAGAUUACUAAAAUAAUGUCAUCUUUUGUUGUUUUUUCAUCAAUAUUUAAGACACCUUUGGAAGAGACAUGGAAGGCAUUGUAGUCGUUCACAUGUCUCGCCGCACGCACUGCCAGGUUCGUUCUACCCUAUACUUUUCAUAAUGUUGUUUGUGUGUUUUUUAGGUGUUUGGAAGGGGUAGGGAGGAAAUGGAUUUAUUGCAACAAUAAGAGAUUCACGUAAAAAUUAUUCCUGGUAAGUUCAUUUUUGAAUGCUUGCAGUUUUAAGAAUAGUUUCUAAGUGUUUUCAAGUGACUCUAAUGAUAUGGAAAUUCCUGUUUGAGAAGUUAUAGUAUGCUUAUUUCUCUUUGGUCCAUAUUGGAUUAGAAUAUAACACCCGUUUAUGACUCAUGGGUACUAUUUAUUUGUAGUUUAGAUUUGAUUCAAGGUGCUUGAGUUUGUUAGUUACACUAUGGUAGUUUAUGGGUUAUUCAUGCACUAUGGUAGUUUUCGUGACAACUUUUGAGAUUUGAAAUACAUUGUGAGCUAAAUUUGCUUAUUGAUGUAUGUGUUCUUGAAUAUUCACUUUUUGGGAAUUCUGAUAGUUCUGUUGAUAACAAGUGGCUGUGAAAUAUUUUUGGGAGUGUGUUUCUUUGAACAGAUUCAAGGUAAAUUUUUGGUUUUAUUGUGAUAGCAUUGUUAUGGUGCCAAAAAUUUCCCAUCGUCUUCGUAUCUCAUAUCUAGGUAACCAAGCUUCUUUUCUUCAAGAUCUUGAAAAAGAAGAUUCUCUCAUUUAUUUAACUAUUGAGUUUUCUUGUUUUGCAGGUGCAACAAAGGAGUAAAGAUUUGGUAU